Messenger RNA from Ilyonectria robusta, 1614 nucleotides. RefSeq lists its product as uncharacterized. The transcript has 6 exons. The coding region runs from base 1 to 1614 and encodes 537 amino acids. The record is from RefSeq and is a predicted model, not a curated record. Gene Ontology annotation, molecular function: DNA binding; zinc ion binding; DNA-binding transcription factor activity, RNA polymerase II-specific. Gene Ontology annotation, biological process: DNA-templated transcription; regulation of DNA-templated transcription. Gene Ontology annotation, cellular component: nucleus. Lineage: Eukaryota; Fungi; Ascomycota; Sordariomycetes; Hypocreales; Nectriaceae.
AUGUCUGAGGAUUCGCAUUCAUCUCAAUCACCGCAGCCGCCUUCCGGCUCCGACUCAGGCUCAGGCUCGUUGGCACCAUCACCGCUAUCUUGCUAUUUGUGCAAGACGCGGAAAUUGAGAUGCGACAGAACUCAGCCCAUUUGUGGGCGUUGUGCUAACGCAGGGGAGCGCUGCGACUAUCCAUCAGCACGGAAACGCCCCGUCAUGCCUGUUACGAGACCGGGAGUGCGCAACUUGAAAGCAAAGAUCCAGGAACUGGAGGAUAGGUUGGAGGCUCAAAACACAUCCCCCGAAUCUGGGUACUCCAACACAGAGCUCAUCGACACUGGCCGGUUCGACCAAUUGCCACCGCCACAUAUAGUGGAGGAGCUUACGUCAAUAUACUUCACCAAAUUGCAGUCAGACUCUUUCAUGAUCCACGGAGAGAGGUACGUUGCCUCGCUCUACAAGCCUGCGCAUAUGCAGCCACCUAUGUGCUUGCAGUAUGCCAUCCUGGCGGCUGGGGCGAGUGCAUCUCAGACAUACAAACACUUGGCCGACGCCUUCUACGGACGUGCACGUCAGUACAUCCAGACAGAUGAGAUGAAGGACGACAGCCAUCAAAUCUCUCUCCCUCAUGUUCAAGCUUGGGUUCUCAUUAGUCAUUUUGAGGCGCAGCAUUUGUGGUUUUCCCGAGCGUCCAUGAGCAUAGCCAGGGCCGUUCGUUUAGGCCAAAUUCUCGGACUCCACAGGUUGGAUGGUAAGAACGUCGCCGGUUUAACGCUGCCGCCAGCAACGGACUUUACCGAGGAGGAAGAACGCAGGAAGACCUUCUGGGUUAUGUUCUGCACCGAUCGAAUCACGAGCAGCACAGGUGGCUGGCCCACACUGAUGGAUGCGCGCAGUGCCCUCGAACAAGACAUGUGGGAACUUUCCACCAGUGCUUGUAGGGUGGUGGCUGUUCACCUGUUUAACGAGUGCUUCAACUUUUCCAGGGGCGGCGACGACGACGCCGACAACGAUGUCAGGCAGCAGCUUCAAAAGCUUGACAAUAGCCUCACCAAAGCCUUCGAAACGCUGCCGUAUCAUCUGCGGUGCCCCGAGAACAUGGAAGACGCCGACGCCGUCUUCAUCAAUCUUCAGUUGCACACCGCCUUGAUCUGCAUCCACCGCGCGGCGACGACGAGGUCACAAAUGGACAUGGGCACACUGCCGCAAAUCCAUGAGAGGGUCUCGGUUUCCGCAGUCAAAAUCAUGACAAUUGUGGCACUGGUGGCAGAUAUCGCUACGAGCUUCCGCAACCCGCUAAUUUCGUUUGCCACGUAUAUCGCAGCGUCAUUCUUCCUGACCGACUUUUUAGCAUCGGGAAACCGCCAAAGCGAGGAGAACCUCACAGCUCUCACAAACUUGAUGAUAGACGUCGGGAAAACGAAUGCCUUUACGGCGUCGCUCGCUGUCCGGUUGGCGCAGGCACUGAGCACGUCUGGAGUUGAUCCGAGGGCUGUUGAAAAGAUGUUGAUGGCUGACCUCACAAUUCCUGGGCAAGAAGACGAGGAAAAUGGCAUCGUCAUAUUAUGUCCUUCGACCAGUCAGCCUAGCCAUCUUGAUUUCGGAGAGAGAUCGUCAUUGCAGUGA